GUUCUUUAUAACGACCCCAGAUUUCUGAAGAACAUAAAGACUCCAUGGGAACACUUGCUGGACAUCUAGUCCCUGGCUCAGUCCUUGCUCUCCUUGGCUUAUGGCACAUCAUCAAUACAAUCAAAUCCUACCACCUAAAAGGCUCAACCCACUUCAGGUCAAGCUUUUGGCAUCCCUUUCUCACCCCUUUCCCCAAACUGGUGUACUUAGAGCUUCUGCUUAUUGUUUUUUUCUCCAUAUUUUCCAUAGUUAUGCAGGUUUUGGACUACCCUUUGUUUACCUUAGCUUUCAAGCUCAAUAACUAUGAGCAUGCCACCAUGUUUCUCCACCUAGCUAUAUAUGCGGGUUUUACCCUUUUAAGUGAACUCACUCAUAAAUCAGACACCUUGUUUGAGGUUUCUGGAAUUCUUGCUGCUUCUGUUUUCAGUCAAGAGCUUUUCUUGCUCCAUUAUCACUCGGCCGAUCAUGUUGGACUCGAGGGCCAUUACCAUUGGCUAAUGCAACUUAUUGUGUUGGUCUCUCUUCUAACAGCUAUAUUUGCGACCACUUUCCCAUCCAGCUUCCCUACAUCGCUUGUUCUUUCUAUUUCUGUUGCCUUCCAGGGGUUUUGGUUCAUUAAUAUGGGAUUCAUGUUAUGGGUUCCUGAACUUGUCCCCAAAGGGUGUGUCCUACGGUUGGGUGAUGGCGGCGAUAGCGACAUGCACGGGGCCAUCGUGUGUGGGACCCAUGAGGCACGGUUAAGGGCUAGAGCCAUGGCUAAUUUGCAAUUCAGUUGGAUACUGGCUGGGAUUUUGAUCUUUGUGGGAUGUUUAUGCUUAUCUUUCCCAAAAAAGGUCACUCAUAGGGGUCAAUCGGCCGAGUAUGAACGACUCCAUAGUCGAAUUGCUGAGGUCCCUCUAUCGGUAACAGGAUUCAAGCAAGUUCAUCCAUAGAUACACAGUUUGUUUGGUAAUAGCAAUUACGUAUAUGGGCUAAUGAAUUUGCUUCUAAGGAUGCUAAAAUUGUCAAAAAUCUUUGAUGCUUAUAAUGAUACCAGUCUUUAUAAUA
This is a messenger RNA of Cynara cardunculus var. scolymus (artichoke), 1047 nucleotides long. RefSeq names its product transmembrane protein 45B. The record is from RefSeq and is a predicted model, not a curated record. NCBI's taxonomy places the organism in Eukaryota, Viridiplantae, Streptophyta, Magnoliopsida, Asterales, Asteraceae. Bases 45 to 932 code for a protein of 295 amino acids. The transcript has a single exon.